Lasiosphaeria miniovina is the source of this 1182-nucleotide messenger RNA. RefSeq lists its product as uncharacterized. Bases 1 to 1182 code for a protein of 393 amino acids. Gene Ontology annotation, cellular component: transcription factor TFIIK complex; nucleus. NCBI's taxonomy places the organism in Eukaryota, Fungi, Ascomycota, Sordariomycetes, Sordariales, Lasiosphaeriaceae. Gene Ontology annotation, molecular function: cyclin-dependent protein serine/threonine kinase regulator activity. Gene Ontology annotation, biological process: regulation of transcription by RNA polymerase II; regulation of cyclin-dependent protein serine/threonine kinase activity. The record is from RefSeq and is a predicted model, not a curated record. The transcript is spliced from 6 exons.
AUGGCCACCGAAGAUGCGCGAUAUCGGCUCUCGUCGCAAUACCGGCUAUGCGUACCUGCCUUCUCUUACAUAUGGUCCUUCUCUCGCGCAGAGCUAGCAUCGCUGCGCGAGAAGUCCAACUCCUUGGCGCGGGCGAGCAUCUCGGAGCGCUUCUCUUGGGCGUCGUCUUCGUCAGACAAGAACAAUAAUGACUGGUCCGCCUCAACGUCAAAUGCGAACACGCCCGACCCGGACGGCGUGUCUUUCCGCCUGCCCGAGUUCCUGACGGUCGCCGACCAGUCCCUAAUGACUACCUUCUACACGACGCAGCUGCUGGGCGCCGGCAGCGCCACGGGGUUGUCAGACGAAAUCUGUGCCACGGCCGCCGCCUUCUUCCGCAGGUUCUACAUCACCAACAGCAUCAUGACAUACUCCCCACAGGAUAUGAUGACUGUCGCGCUCUUUUUUGCCUGCAAGGCAGAAGGGUGGUUUACAAUGGUUACCGAUCUGAAAAAGCAACCCGUGGACAUCCUCGCUGGCGAAUUUCUGUUUUGUCAAGGCAUCCGCUUUGCUAUUGAUGUUAGGCACCCUUUUUGCCCGCUUAUAGGCGCUAGAAUGGAGCUCCGAAGGCUCGGCGAUAUCAAGGAAGAACGUAUCCGAGCUGCCGAGGAGCGUGCCAAGUCGAUACUGAGAUUCAGCUCGUUGAUCAUGCUGGCCGCGUUAUCGCUUGCUGAUUGCGAGCUGGCCAAACGACUUAUACAAGAAACCUUCCACUAUAUCACUUCGCCAGCUACCAACGGCACGCUUGCAAAUGGCGGCGAUGGUGCACCGAAUGAUAGUCAUCAGCCCAAGGGCCAAAACAAAGAAGCCAUCAUAGGGCAGCAGAUCCGGGACAAGGUACUCGGGACCAUCGAAGCGUGCAGGGAGAUGAUGGCGUAUGAAAUGCCGGAACGAAGCAAAGAACACUGGCAGAGCAAGAAGCUCAAAAAGUGUUGCGACCCGGACCGCUCAAACCUUGUUGCGCUGCAAAGAGCACGGCGCGAAGAGGCUUUCAAGAAGGGAGACUCCGACAACGGAGACCGGGAAGGCCGCGGAGAGACGGUCGACGACGACGACGCCGCCGUGUUUGGCGAAGCGGCCCGAGACGCUAAGAUACGAAAGGUCGCCAAGGGUCUCGACGACCCGUUUGGAGGACCCCUGUGA